Molecule: messenger RNA, 1713 nt
Organism: Brassica rapa (field mustard)
Lineage: Eukaryota; Viridiplantae; Streptophyta; Magnoliopsida; Brassicales; Brassicaceae
Product: 3-oxoacyl-[acyl-carrier-protein] synthase III, chloroplastic
Biological process (GO): fatty acid biosynthetic process
Cellular component (GO): chloroplast
Molecular function (GO): 3-oxoacyl-[acyl-carrier-protein] synthase activity
Source: RefSeq, a predicted model, not a curated record
GAGUGGUUAGUUUUGAAUAAGCAUUGGAAUCUCCUCAAAAUUGAGCUGCCACUGCUCUCAACCUUCUCUCUGUCUCCUCCUCUCUUCGCUUCGGAACUUCCGAAGAUUCGAUUUUUUUUUUACUAAUAAACUAUUUCGAAAUUCUUCCCCUCCUCUCAAUCUCUGUAAUCACAAUAUAGACAGCAAAGCUUCUUCCUUUCUUCGAUUCCUUUGUUCAAACAAUGGCGAAUGCAUCUGGCUUCUUCACUCAUCCUUCGAUUUCCUCAAUGCGAAGCAGAACCCACCUCCCGAUUCAAGUUUCUGGAUCUGGGUUUUGCGUCUCGAAACGAUUCUCCAAAAGGGUCCUCUGCUCUAGCCUCAGCUCCCUCGAUGACAAUGCUUCUCGUUCUCCUUCUCAAUACCGACCACCCAGGCUAGUUCCGAGUGGCUGCAAACUGAUUGGAUCUGGUUCAGCUGUCCCAAGUCUUCUCAUUUCUAAUGAUGAUCUCGCGAAGAUCGUCGAUACUAAUGAUGAAUGGAUAGCUACUCGCACUGGUAUCCGCAACCGUCGAGUUGUAUCAGGCAAAGAUAGCUUGGUUGGCUUAGCAGUGGAAGCAGCGACCAAAGCCCUUGAAAUGGCGGAGGUUGCUCCUGAGGAUAUUGACUUAGUCUUGAUGUGUACCUCCACUCCUGAUGAUCUCUUUGGUGCUGCUCCACAGAUUCAGAAGGCGCUUGGUUGCACAAAGAACCCUUUGGCAUAUGAUAUCACAGCUGCUUGUAGUGGAUUUGUUUUGGGUCUUGUCUCAGCUGCUUGCCAUAUAAGAGGAGGCGGUUUUAAGAAUGUUUUAGUGAUUGGAGCUGAUUCUUUAUCUCGCUUUGUUGAUUGGACUGAUAGAGGAACUUGCAUCCUCUUUGGAGAUGCUGCUGGCGCUGUGGUUGUUCAGGCUUGUGACAUUGAGGAUGAUGGGUUAUACAGUUUUGAUGUGCACAGCGACGGAGACGGUCGUAGACAUUUGAAUGCUUCUGUUAAAGAAUCCCAAACCGAUGGUGCUUUGAGCUCCAAUGGGUCAGCGUUGGGUGACUUUCCACCGAAGCAAUCUUCAUAUUCUUGCAUUCAGAUGAAUGGACAAGAAGUGUUUCGCUUUGCUGUCAAAUGUGUUCCCCAAUCUCUGGAGUCUGCUUUACAAAAAGCUGGUCUUCCUGCUUCUUCCAUUGAUUGGCUCCUCCUUCAUCAGGCAAACCAGAGAAUAUUAGACUCUGUGGCUACAAGGCUUCAGUUUCCACCGGAACGAGUGAUAUCAAACUUGGCUAAUUACGGCAACACAAGCGCUGCUUCUAUCCCUCUAGCUCUUGAUGAGGCGGUGAGAAGCGGGAAAGUUAAACCGGGACAUACCAUAGCCACUUCCGGUUUUGGAGCCGGUUUAACUUGGGGUUCAGCAAUUAUCAGGUGGAGAUGAAUGGUGAAAGUCCAACAUGUAAGUUUACUUCAGAGCCAAAGUUUACUUUUCUCUUCCACAGGGUAGAGGAACCACUGGAAAUUGGUUUAAACCGGUCUGGUUUAAUCCGGUUGAACUGGAAGUAGAGCGCAUUUUGUUUGAUUUCGUUUCAUUUUCACUUUCGAGGUUUCAUUGUUUACUUGUUAGUUAUUGUUUCCUUGGAUCUUUUUCUGUUCUUGAAAACCUUUUUUUUUGUUGGUGAUAGAUGAAUAGUUGUUCAAACCAUAUUUGUUCAGAA